AUGACUUUGCGAUAUCGAGACAGUUUGGAAGCCGCCGCCACCUACUUGUGGAAUGAUAAUCUGCAGGCGGAAGAAGAAGAAGAGACAGUGGUGGCUGAUGGGGUCGUCACACAACAUCGAUCUCUCCUUGACAAACCAAUGACAUCAUCUUUUUCUUCUAUUCAUGAGUUCCAAUUGGAUGUGCUGGUUCCAGCUUUUCAACGAGAUGACAGACUUCGCGUCUUUGCCGCCAAACUAGGGCAAGCCAUUCAAUCCUACCGGUACAACCACCAGCAGAAAGACCAUGCAACAAUGAACACUGGUCACACACUGGUGAUUACCAAGUUCCGACUCUUGGUGACACGCUUUGCUCCUGAACGACCAUCCUCUGAAUUGCAACAGGAAUUGGCAUCCUUAUCAGGUCUCCCAGUUGACCAAGUUGUUCUCGUGUCUUCAGAGGAACCCUUUACACGGGCUAGGGCUGCCAAUCUACUCCAUGAUAAUGCUUGUCGACGUGAUGCAUGUCUAGUGGCACGGAUGGAUGUGGAUAUGCAAGUCAGGGCCAACUUCUUCCAAACUGCCUUGGACAUUGUGGUGGCUGGAAAACGACCUGAUGCACCUCUUCAGAACAAUGGUCCCCACCCCCACCCACCCAGCUGUGCACCAGAUGAUCCCGUCAUUUAUUUCCCCGUGAUUUGGAGUGCCUUCAAUCCGGAAUCCAUUCAACUCAUUGAACAAGAACAACAACAAAAGCAACGACGGGCCCAAACUAAUAGUAGCACCCCACUGGAGGAUCCCGAUUUACAGCUGGACCAAAAUGGCCAUUUGUCGGAGUUUUCCACACAUGCCGGACAUUGGCGUCCCGGUGGUGUGGGCAUGCAUGUCAUGCUGGGAUCCACACUGAACAAGACGUUUCCACCCCGGUCGCAUCCCAACAAUGACGACGAUGCUGUGGAGAUGACGGAAGAUUCAGCCAUGACGAGGAUUGUACUGAGACACGACAACCAUGUUCAGGGCUGGGGUACGGAAGAUAUGUUGUUUUACGAAACAGCCACACAGGCAGCCAAUCUCUGUGUCAUUCGACAACUAGAACCAAACCUGAUUCAUACGUGGCACCCCAAACAAUGUCGGUGGGGCAUUGACGUCAAAGCAUCACGGGCCAAAUUGGUUCAUUGUUACAAGGUUCGGACGGGAGAAGAGGGAUCCGAGUAUGGGCGGAUGUUGUUGAAAUUGGCAAAUCCCACCAGGAGGGGACCGUAG
Molecule: messenger RNA, 1239 nt
Organism: Seminavis robusta
Lineage: Eukaryota; Bacillariophyta; Bacillariophyceae; Naviculales; Naviculaceae
Source: the annotation of a GenBank genome assembly